Messenger RNA from Calliphora vicina (urban bluebottle blowfly), 1154 nucleotides. It is a transcript of the gene Spt7, whose product is annotated as Spt7. Lineage: Eukaryota; Metazoa; Arthropoda; Insecta; Diptera; Calliphoridae. Gene Ontology annotation, molecular function: transcription coactivator activity. The transcript has 3 exons. Bases 69 to 1136 code for a protein of 355 amino acids. Gene Ontology annotation, cellular component: SAGA complex. The record is from RefSeq and is a predicted model, not a curated record.
UUUAUAAAUAUUAGGCUUGUAAUUAUUAUAUUCAUUAAGUAAUAAAAAGUUCAAAAUAAUAAAUAACAAUGCCACGACAAUUAUGGGGCGAAUUUGUUGAAGAAGAUAAAGUUAUUAAAGACGAAGACAACAAAAUGAUACCCUUAGGAGCUAAACGCAUUAAAUUAACAGAAAUGCAGAAUCAGCCACCCUUGGAAGCGAAUAAAAAUGUGUUGGUUAAAGUUAAGAAUCCUCUUGUAACACAAACCAUAGAAGUAAUGAAACAAACCGAAAUGUUACAAUCUUUAAUCGACACUUAUUCCAACAAAUCGGGGACUUCAAAUUAUUUGCUGAAUCCUUGCCAAAUGAUACCUGAAGUCGAUUUUCCACCAGAAAAUGCAGCAGACUUUGUUUCAGACGAAAAAUUUAACAAGCCCAUUUGGUUUGUCCCCCCAAGGGACAGCGAUUUUGCAAAAGGAGUCCCACAACAUUAUCCGCAAGUUAAUUCAGAAAUAUGUAGAGCUUCAUUGCGUAAAGCAGUUUGUGGUCAGAUGAGAGUUGCUGGUUUUACAGAUACAGCUGAAUCGGCUUUAAUACUAUUUGCUGAUGCUUGCGAAGAGUUCAUACUCAAUUUAAUGCAACAUGUUAGGGAAGUACAUGCAAAUGAUGUUAAUUUAGAAACGCAGCGAGAUAUCGAAGUAAAAAAUUUGGAAAAAGCCUACUAUUCAAUGACGAACAAUUCUUUAACACAGGUUCACAAUUAUUUUAAACAUCAUCUGAUUGCUCGCAAUCGCAUGGAAAUUGCCGAAUUUAAUGGUGCUUUCCAGGAGUACGACAAAUUGAUGAAGGAAAGCCAAAACAUGCAAAAGGAAGAAUUUCAAGAAGGCGAUUUUAUGAAUAUCUUUGAAAUGCCAGCAACAUCCGAUGGUAAUACAAUGGGAAUGCAGGAUUUUAACGGUGUAGUGGCUGCUAGCGGUACAGGAGUUAGUACCAAUGCCAGUGGUGGAAAUAAUAUUAAUGUUGUUAACCAAAAUACAUUAAUGAGUCUAUUAGAAGGUCAAAACCAAAUAACUGUACAACAAGAUUCUCAUCCCACUACAGUUGAUAUUCAUACAUAUAGCUCAGACAUUAACACAAACUUUCAAAGCCAUGAAUAAAUUACAUAAAAUAAUUGA